Molecule: messenger RNA, 432 nt
Organism: Leptopilina boulardi
Lineage: Eukaryota; Metazoa; Arthropoda; Insecta; Hymenoptera; Figitidae
Exons: 4
Coding region: 8-331 (107 amino acids)
Source: RefSeq, a predicted model, not a curated record
UGAAAAUAUGCGUACCGUAGUAUUUUUAUUCUUUAUAUGUAAUAUUUUUUAUUUCUCUAAAUCAUAUCCCCAACAAUACAGUGAUGAUGAUAAUUUUAGUCAGUUUAUAUCAAUUGGUCAUUUAGGUCAGCUCGUUUAUAGUGAUAAAUUAGUUGCAGCCAAUAAAUGCACUAAGAAAUCAGAAUAUAUAGAAUGUGUACGACUAGCAAAUUUUAAUUUGGAUAUAAUAUUUAAAGAAUGCCUUAAUGAAUGCGUAACACAAAUCAGUGAAGAUCCCGAUCAAUAUGUGUGUAAAAUAGACGCAGAUAGAAGAAUUUGCGAACCUGUAUAAACAUUGUCAGAGACUAAAUGUUUCAAUAUUUUUUUAAUUUUUACUAACAGUAAAAAAAAAGAAAGUUUCUUAGUAAGCAGAACAAAUUUUCAAUUUUAUUG